Porites lobata is the source of this 332-nucleotide messenger RNA. NCBI's taxonomy places the organism in Eukaryota, Metazoa, Cnidaria, Anthozoa, Scleractinia, Poritidae. The record is from the annotation of a GenBank genome assembly.
UCAAGGCGUACAUUUGAGUACAUUGUUCGAGUGAUUGGCCCAGAUUUGACGAAGAGAGGCACAAGAUUGCGCCAAUGUAUCCACGUAAACAAGCGAGUGGCGGUAGCGUUAUGGCGCCUAGCUACUGGAGACACGUGUAGAUUGACUGGGCUGCAAUUUGGCAUUGGAAGGUGUACAGCUAUGUUGAUAACACACGAUUUUUGUGAAGCAAUUGCCCAACGGGCCACAGAAUUUAUUAAAUUUCCAGCGACUGAGCAAAAGGUGCUACAAAGCAUUCGCUUGUUCACAAACAAGUCCUCAUUCCCGCAAGUGGUAAGAGCAAUUGGUGGUAG